Molecule: messenger RNA, 1827 nt
Organism: Elephantulus edwardii (Cape elephant shrew)
Lineage: Eukaryota; Metazoa; Chordata; Mammalia; Macroscelidea; Macroscelididae
Gene: POGK
Product: pogo transposable element with KRAB domain
Exons: 4
Coding region: 1-1827 (608 amino acids)
Biological process (GO): regulation of DNA-templated transcription
Cellular component (GO): nucleus
Molecular function (GO): DNA binding
Source: RefSeq, a predicted model, not a curated record
AUGGAGUCCACAGCUUACCCUCUCAAUGUAACCCUGAAGGAAGAGGAAGAGGAAGAAGAGAUUCAGAGCCGGAAACUGGAAGAUGGCCAUUCAGAUAUGCAGAAAGUGCGAAUCUGCUCAGAAGGUGGAUGGGUACCAGCCCUAUUUGAUGAGGUGGCCAUAUAUUUUUCCGAUGAGGAGUGGGAAGUUUUGACGGAGCAGCAAAAGGCCCUCUACCGGGAAGUCAUGAGGAUGAAUUAUGAAACUGUCCUGUCCCUGGAAUUCCCGUUCCCUAAGCCAGACAUGAUCACUCGCCUGGAAGGGGAGGAAGAGGCUCAGAAAUCCAAAGAAUGGCAGUUCCAAGGAGGACCACUUGCAGAAAAUGAAGAGUCUGACAACAUGAAGCCUCCAGAUUGGGCGGGCCCAGUGAACACCACCGCCCGGCUUCCUCGUGCCUCACCUGCGCACCUUGACAGCCUUGGCCUCCGGCUGCCUCGGGACCUCACAGACCUGCCUGAAUGGGGUGAGGGGUACCCCUUCUACAUGGCCAUGGGCUUCUCCGGGUACGACCUUUCAGCUGAUGACAUCGCCGCCAAGUUCCAGUUCAGCCGGGGCAUGCGCCGCAGUUACGACGCCGGCUUCAAGUUGAUGGUGGUGGAGUAUGCCGAGAGCACCAACAACUGUCAGGCUGCCAAGCAUUUCGGAGUGCUGGAAAAAAACGUGCGAGACUGGCGCAAAGUAAAGCCGCAGCUCCAGAAUGCCCACGCCAUGCGCCGAGCGUUCCGGGGCCCUAAGAAUGGGAGGUUUGCACUGGUGGACCAGCGUGUGGCUGAAUAUGUCAGAUAUAUGCAGGCCAAAGGGGACCCGAUCACCAGGGAGGCCAUGCAAAUGAAAGCUCUGGAGAUUGCCCAGGAGAUGAACAUUCCAGAGAAAGGGUUCAAAGCAAGCUUGGGUUGGUGCCGGAGAAUGAUGCGAAGAUAUGACCUGUCUCUGAGGCAUAAAGUCCCGGUGCCACAGCACCUGCCUGAAGACCUGACGGAGAAGCUCAUCACCUACCAGCGGAGCGUCUUGUCCCUGCGGAGGACACACAAGUACGAGGUGGCUCAGAUGGGCAAUGCAGAUGAGACACCUAUUUGUUUGGAGGUGCCAUCGCGGGUGACAGUGGACAACCAGGGAGGAAAGCCCGUUUUGGUCAAGACACCCGGCAGGGAAAAACUGAAAAUCACAGCCAUGCUUGGUGUCCUGGCUGACGGGAGGAAGUUGCCUCCGUACAUCAUCUUGAGGGGGACAUAUAUCCCCCCUGGGAAGUUCCCCAGUGGGAUGGAGAUCCGUUGCCACCGGUAUGGGUGGAUGACCGAGGACUUGAUGCAGGACUGGCUGGAAGUGGUAUGGAAACGGAGGACUGGUGCGGUGCCCAAGCAGCGAGGGAUGCUGAUCCUGAACGGCUUCCGGGGCCAUGCCACCGACUCGGUGAAGAGUUCCAUGGAGAACAUGAACACCGAUAUGGUUAUCAUCCCGGGGGGCCUGACCUCGCAGCUCCAGGUGCUGGAUGUGGUGGUCUACAAACCGCUGAACGACAGCGUGCGGGCCCAGUACUCCGACUGGCUGCUGGCGGGGAACCUGGCACUGAGCCCCACCGGAAACGCCAAGAAGCCGCCCCUGGGGCUCUUUCUGGAGUGGGUCAUGGUGGCGUGGAACAGCAUCCCGGUCGAGUCCAUCGUGCAAGGGUUCAAGAAGUGCCACAUCUCCAGCAACUUGGAAGAAGAAGAUGACGUCCUGUGGGAAAUCGAGAGUGAAUUGCCAGGAGGAGAACCAUCAAAAGAAUGUGAAGCUGAGAGCUUAACUUAG